Molecule: messenger RNA, 279 nt
Organism: Racocetra persica
Lineage: Eukaryota; Fungi; Glomeromycota; Glomeromycetes; Diversisporales; Gigasporaceae
Source: the annotation of a GenBank genome assembly
AUACACCAGCUGAACUUAGAGCUCAUUUCAAAAAACUUAAUUGGACACGUGUUGUAGCUUUCCAAACACGAAAUCCAAUGCAUCGCGCUCAUCGUGAGUUAACUGUUAGAGCUGCGAGAAUUCGACAAGCAAAUGUUCUCAUUCAUCCAGUAGUCGGUUUAACCAAACCUGGUGAUAUUGAUCAUUACACAAGAGUUCGUGUAUAUCAAGCUAUCAUGCCAAAAUAUCCUAAUGGAAUGGCUACUCUUAGCUUAUUACCUUUAGCAAUGAGAAUGGGUG